This is a messenger RNA of Acanthopagrus latus (yellowfin seabream), 3844 nucleotides long. It is a transcript of the gene azi2, whose product is annotated as 5-azacytidine induced 2. Bases 493 to 1692 code for a protein of 399 amino acids. The transcript is spliced from 8 exons. Gene Ontology annotation, cellular component: cytoplasm. Lineage: Eukaryota; Metazoa; Chordata; Actinopteri; Spariformes; Sparidae. The record is from RefSeq and is a predicted model, not a curated record. Gene Ontology annotation, biological process: canonical NF-kappaB signal transduction.
UGUUAAGUGCAGUACUUCCAUUCAGGGCCAAAGUCCCCGAAUCACAGAGCACACAAACAUGUCACGAAAUUGCAAACUAUUCAAAUGCUUGUGCUCCUUGACUCGCAUAUUGUUCAAGUUUAGUGGAACUGGGUGUCAAAAAAAAAAAAAAAAAAGACAGGGGAAGUGAGUUAGGUGUUGGUGGAGUGAACUUUGCACAAGACAUGUGCAUCUGUUACUGUAGGGUCAGCCUGAGGAUGGCGGCACUGAGCUCAUCCACAUGUGCCCCCUGCUGAUGUUCCAUGUCAGAGGCUUGUCUCAGAUCUCACGCUGAAACUAUGUCAGAUAUCUUUAUGACACUCUUGCAUCACAUAAUGAUGAAACACCUGAGCUGCCGGCAACACAACAAUGCCAGGUCCUUUCUGAGAAUGGGUGGCAGGGUUCAAAUAGGUCCAUACAUUUGUGAACCCCUUUAAAUGUCUUCUAUCUGCUACAGAGUAGGCCUGUGCAGGCAUGGAGCCCUUGGCAGUGGAUGAUGACAUCUGCAUCCUUCAACAUGAGACGGCCUACACCGGCGCCGGCGAGAGUCCUGUAUCAGUGUGCGCCGGCGACGAAUCCGUCGCUUCCCACUUCGCCCUGGUCACGGCCUACGAGGACAUCAAGAAGAGGCUGAGGGACACAGAGCGGGAGAACACCUUGCUGAGGAAGAGAGUGAAGCAGCUGGAGGAUAAGCUCUUCAGGCCAGAGGCUCCUCCGUCAGAGGGUCCCCAGUAUGUGAACAAGGCCUUCAGUGCUUACCGAGGUAUCUAUAUAGAGAAGGAGGACCUGCAGAUGGAGCUCAACAAACUGAAACGGGAGAAGAGUGAGAGUGAGCGGUUGCUGACGGAGCAGCUCCAGGCCAAAGAGUUGGAGCUGCUUCAGCUGAAGACAGAGAUGGAGACCAGCCAAGGUACAGUGAUGAGAAGCCUGAACAGCCCUCAGGACUACUGGCAGGUGGACAGGGUCAGCACUGAGCUAAAGAUCCACAAACUGCAGGAGGAGCUGGACAGGGUGACACUGGAAAACGGCAGACUGCUGGAGAGAAGUGGGGAGGAACCACACGGCCUUAACGGACCAGACUCGGACCAGACCUGCGACGCAAAGUACAAAGCAAGCGAGAGGAGCAUGCAGCAGACGUACGAGGCUUUGCACUGCGAGGUCACUCGUCUCCACUCAGAGCUGAAGCACCAAACAGGCCUGAUUAGGAAACUCAGGCCGCUCAUCAGUGAUCCAAGACAAGCUGCCUCAACAGUUCCAAUUCAGUGUCUGGACGACGUGGAACAGAACAACAACCAUCAUCGGGCAUCAGUGCCUCGCCCCCCUAGCGCCCCACCUCUCCCCUCGUGCUCCGGCCGCCCCUGCCCCCCUGCCGGUGGGCCGUCAGGCACCCUGCUGCCGGACAGUCUGAGGGAGGACUGCUGGUACAAUGGGCCUUGGCCCUCCCAGAGCUGUUCAGGAGAGGCUCUGGUCGGCAGCGACACCUGCUCUGUCGUCCUGCCCCCGCCUCCCCUGAACCAAGCCUCCCUGGAUGACAGCUCGCGGUCCUUCCCCAGCCCCCCCAAACCCAGUGACGCCAUGUUCUGGGAAGGACACUCCGCUUCAUCCAACUCAUCCUCAAUCGGAAACUGCACUCCCAGGAGCCCUCCCAAUGCAGAGUGGGCCAAGCCCUAUUGAGAGGAACCUCGAUAAGAGAAUAGAUGAUUCAAUAGCGUGUGUAAUUGGAUGGGAAAAUAAGACGGAUGGAUGAAUGAAUGGACUCUCCAACCCUGCCACAUAGCUACCACCUAACCUGCCUUAAGUUGAUAAGACCACUCCCCUGGGCUAGACCGGACCUGCUGGUUGUGGGAACUAAUGGAAGCCAAGAGGAGGCCUUUUCGAGGUAAAGACUCUGCACACCGCAUCGGUGAACAUAUCUGACUUUGCAGAGGAAACGUUGAUGAGAGACCCUCAGCAAAAUGAAUAGUUUGUCCACGUGUAUGUGUCCUUGUAUGCACACGCUUAAGUGUGUGCAAGCAUGCAUAUGAGCAGUUUUAUUUGUGUGUGUGCGCGCGCAUACACACACAUCCAACAGAGCGUGCCUGUGUGUGCAGAUCAGCGUGUGGGCAUCUUUCGCCUGCCUGUAUCUGCAUCUCGUCCUAAUAAACCUAACAGGUCUCAAAGGGGCCUCUUCCUCCAUCCAUUGUGGCCAGUGAUCACCGGGGCCACAGCAUCAUACGAGAAUAUGUGAAACUGUACUCCCUCCAAUGCAAGUCUUUUAACAUUUGAUCGCUGUAAAGUAUACAAGGUAUGUCCCAUGUAUGUCCCAGGUUGAGGACUUGAUGUGAUUGUUUUCUGUACUGUGGCGGAGGCGGGCUUACAGUAACUGUAGGAUAAUCACAAAUUGUUGUUCCAAAUUUUAACAGCUACCAAAUUAAAUCUUUUUCUUCUUUGACAAGUUUUCUUUUUUUUUUUUUUUCAAUGUUGCAUUAUGAGUGGGAAACGGUUGUUUUAAUCUAAAGAUGUUUUGCUUUUCUAAAAUAAAACACUCCACCCUAACUGGCACCAGAAAAGAUUCAACUGUUCAUGACUUAACAGAAGUUCCACGAAUCGAGCAGGCCUUCUUUAUACCUGCCUGUUAUCACAUAUUCACUCCUGUCAGAACUGCUGUUAGACAAUAUUGGCUGUGUUGUUUUCUUUUCUCGGUUGCAGAGGGACAUGUAGAUCUACGGCCGUGCAUUGUUGGAGGUUCGGUGAACAACAAGGACUCAUGGGGUGGGCUUCAUACAGCCUCCCUGUAUUUGAAACCCUGAUUAAGUUGGGAACCUCUUGAGGUUUGUGAAGAUUUUCAAUUACAGAAAAUGUAUCUAAACUCUGUACUGUGCUGGUGUUUAUCUUUGAUACAUUUGUUUUGCAGUAUGACGUAAAUAAGCUGUGUGAAGAGAGAAGUUCCUCUUUGAUUUCUCUUUUUAAGAGUCAGAUGAGUAUAAAAAACUGAAUGAUGUACAAAGGAAAACACAUUUUUGAGUAGAAUACGAGAUAAUGUAUACAGAGGGAAGAAUGUGCAUAUCUGUAUAAAUGUAUAUGGUGGGCUUCAGUACUCUGCCGAAUGCAGUUUUGCACUCCAAACCAGUUUUGUUUUUUCUCCCCUACCCCAAAGACUUCUGAUGUGUGUUGUAGGAGCUGUAUGUGCUGGUGGUUGGACAAUAAUCUGAUGACCUGCAGAAAUGUGAGCUGUGACUUGAAAAAUAGGUGCACAAAGCACAAGAGGCCCACGGUUGAUCAAAAUAUUUCUCUUUUUUUUGUUCCAUUUCUCCAGUCUGUUUCACGAUAACUGUGGUCUUUCUGUUCAUUUUUAAGAAGUGUUAUUUUACAGCAGUAGUUUCAUACUUCUGUAAGCGAUUUGCAAACCAAAAUGCAAUGUACAGUAGAUAUGGAUUAUAUUUUAGAUUUACUGCACUCCAGACUGUUUGUAAAUAUGACCAAUUAAAUGAAGCAAAGGAAGUGACUGGGUGAGGUUGCGCUGUCCCUCUAUUUAUAUUUUUGGCAAUGCAGUUCUGUGGUUCAGUUCAAUAAAAUUGAAGGCUUUGGCAUAUCAAUUACUACUUUACACUUGAAAAUAGCAAUAACUUUUCUUCCUUUUUGGAUUCCUGUCUCAAAUAUUUAUUUUACACUUAAUAACUCCAUAAGAGAGCAGCAACUCCUGUCCAUCACAAGGCCUUCAUACGACUGCAGAAACAAUCACAUAAUGGUUCAAGUCACAUAUGUGUCCUUUUAUAAUGCAAUCUGGGGACUUGCUGUUUUGCUCUGCCUUUGCCAUGACUUAAAAACUAAACUGGAACAAAAGAAA